This is a messenger RNA of Pogonomyrmex barbatus (red harvester ant), 2133 nucleotides long. Its product is annotated as protein pangolin. Gene Ontology annotation, cellular component: chromatin; beta-catenin-TCF complex. Lineage: Eukaryota; Metazoa; Arthropoda; Insecta; Hymenoptera; Formicidae. The record is from RefSeq and is a predicted model, not a curated record. Gene Ontology annotation, biological process: regulation of transcription by RNA polymerase II; canonical Wnt signaling pathway. Gene Ontology annotation, molecular function: RNA polymerase II cis-regulatory region sequence-specific DNA binding; DNA-binding transcription factor activity, RNA polymerase II-specific.
AGCGAGGUGGCGCGUCGGCGAGGGAAACCGCCGCGGUGAAUCCGACGUCGUGAUUGGUCGUCGCGUGGGAGAGCCGCCCGCCCGAGCUCACCGUCGCCGGCAGUCGGCACGGAGCAUCCAAGUAGACCGUAUCGAGGUAUUCGGAGUCGCGGGGCGAGAUAUAGAUAUACGCGCGGGAACGACACGCAAUCUCUCGAACAUUGCUCGUUACACAUACGGGCACGAUGACCGCUCGGCGCGUGCACCGUUCACAACAACAACAACAAGAGUGCCGUAGUUGUGGUGCCGCAAUCGUCGCGCGUCGUGUACAUCGCACGGGCCCGUUUAUGGAAUCGCAGUGUCGCGCGCUCGCAAAAACGUCGUGGCCACCGGCCCUGUGCGGAUAUGCUACGUGCAAACCGGGCUCGCGGUGCGCGCACUGAGAGGUCCACCCGCAGCUAACGUCAAGAGAGAGAACCGGGAGCGAGUGGAGGAAGAACAACGCGCGCCUCGCUCCGCUGUAAACUCUGCGCAUUAAUACGUCACGGCCUGCCUUCUAUACAUCACUUACCUCUAUCUGCCGCGCAGCUUCUUCCUCACGCUUCUCUAUCUUUCUGUCAUUAUCUCUUUCUCUCUUCCUCUCUUUCUCUUCGGUUCUCUUUCUUUCUCUCUCUCUCUCUCCUAUCUUCCUACGCUGUUUCACGCCCUCCUCCUACUCCUACAGUAGCGGCGACCUUCCCACGGCAUAUAUCUCUCUCUCUCUCUCUCUCUCUCUCUCUCUCUCUCUCCGACAACGCGACGCCGACGACCGGAAUUAACUCGCGCGCGCGAAAGCACGGGCGGUGUCGCGAAAGGCGCGCCGGCCGUCUCGUUCCGUCGGCGAGACGCGAGACGCCGAGACGCUGCACGUCUCUCCGCGCGCGGAAUUUUCUGACUCAAGUGCGCGUUUGUCAUUUUGACUCGCCGGUUUGACUGUCGCGCCGACGGAUACGCAAAGUAGCGAGAAGAGCAGAGUUGCCGGUUCUUUGUCUCUUUCGAGUCAAAUAGUGUGGCCUAACCUCUCGCGUUGUUCAACUGUCAGCGACGAGAUCGGCGAAUGCGACGGUGCAUGGUGACGACAGUGACGAUCGACGCCACACAUGGUUGUGUGUUAGAGCGAGUUGCCUCUGAGUACGUAAGGCGGCAACGUACGCUCGUUCAGUGAGACCCGAGUCGAAUGUGAACAGUGAAUCAGUCUUAAAAAGAAAAGUGCUAACGAAUCGCUCCGUCGGCCAGCAUACGCCGAAACUAUCGCCGACGGCGACGGACAACGCAUUCGACUGGGAAUCUUAGAAUUCCUCGCCUUCCCGUGUGAGUGAGUGAUAUCGCCUUGUGACGGAGACGAAUCUCCCGAAUCGAUUGGCGUAAAGAGCACGAGAAAGAGGACAGAGAAGACGGUGGCCGUCGCUCGCGCGUGCCCGCAAUAAUGCCGCACGUGAGCAGCAGCGGCGGCGGCGACGAUCUCGGUAGCGAAGACGAGGUCAAGGUUUUCAAGGAUGAGGGCGAGGAGGAGAAGAGGUCCUCGGAGAACCUCACCGAGGACAAGAGCGAUCUCAUUGAUCUCACGGAGUCCGAGGAAAAGGGCACUCUCGCCGGUGGGACCUACGCGACGACGGGAAAAACUUCGGCGAGAUCGGACCUCAGUCCCGUUUUCGGAAAGGUGGAUCCGACGCCGCAUACAUCCUCAUUCAACAUGGGCUACCUCGUCUCGCCGUACCCGUAUCCGAAUGGAGCUGGAGGACCCAUCCCUGUUUCCAUGGUGAGUAGUCCGGUUAUGCUUCCCUUAGUUUUAUUUUCGUCAAAAAUUUGGCAUGUCCCGGACUUGCCACCAGCUCGCCUGACGUUCGCCGUCCCUUUUAUUCUCGACAACGACGCAUCCGUAUCGCGCCUUUUGUCCGAGCUCUGAUCUGACUUCGUCAGAUUGUUCCGCGCCUUUUUAGCCGUGAUCGUGAUCAUGUUAUUGAUUUACGGCAUCUGCAAAUUGGAUUCACGAUUUAUAUUUACAGCCGCGCUCGCGCACACGCGCAUAUUUUCUCUCUCUCGUGAAUUUAUGAUUCACCUUCGAGAACAUUGGCGAGGCUCGCGUUGUCUUCUCGAGCCACUAGUGAACGUACG